UGCAGAUGGGGGAAAACAGACAGGGGCCAGUAGAGCUCCUGCAGAGAGAGACUGGAACCGAAAAAAAGAAAAAAACGUGACUCGGCAGCGUAAGAGCUGUUAUGCAACCGCUGACCUACUAACACAUAUCUGCAGCAGGGGAGAAACUGGAGCAAAGUGUCCGGCCGGCAGCGCAGGCAGCCACAGCCAAAAAGGAGCAGAGGAGCAUCCAUCCAACCAGGAGAACCAGUGACUCACACCACAGAGGCACGCGCUCAAACUUAGUUUAUUUCACACCUCCUCUCUCCCGUCCUCCUGCUGGAGCUUUCCUCGCCUAAAAGGACAAUACGGGAAGGAGGAAGCGGGAGCGAGACAGCUUUUGUGUCGGGGGAAGCCUGAAGGUUUUUUUUCCUCCUGCUGCUGCUCCUUCUCCGGGACACGGAAAGUAACCCGGUUAAAGGCCAAUGCCUCAAAGAGCCCUGGAGAAGACGUAUUGACCUACAUCCUGCAUAAGACUCAGCAAGAAUCCAAGAGGUAUCCAGAAAGGCUCUACUUCUCUGAUGAAGAUUGACUCAAAAGUUUGAAGAAUCAGCUUGAAAAUCCCUCUACUCAACUUUCAACCUUUUUUCCUGUUAUUUAUUUUUGUAUUUUUCAGUACACUACUUCAAUGUCUGAAGUUUUUGUAGAGUUUCACCUCUUUUUAAUAUUUUUGGCUAAUUUAGACACUUGAAAGUCUUGACCUUUGGGAGGAUAAGAAAGAGAAAUCAAUGAGGCAGUCAUUUCAACAAGCACAAAUACCUCAUCCAGAAUUUUUCGCAGAUCCAGCCACAUAGGUUAAAAACCAUACCAACAAAGUAGAAGGCUCAAAUAGCUUAAGGAUCUGAAGUCCCCCUUUGCCCUUUAUUGGGUCAUACUGUGGCCCCCAGUUGGGAAAACAUGGAAAGUCUCACUCUACAUAUCACGACCAACACUAACAAAAGCACUAUGGAAGUCGAGGCAUUUUCGCCCUACAAUGGCAGUCUACCUUCCCCUGAUCCUGAUGGCUCAUCGCGGGUCAGCCGCCAGCCCAAAGGCUCUAAACCAACCAUGACCUCACGUCGCAAGCGAGAGUUCAUUUCUGAUGAGAAAAAAGAUGCCUCGUAUUGGGAAAAGCGGAGGAAGAACAAUGAGGCGGCCAAGCGUUCAAGGGAGAAGCGUCGCCUCAACGAUAUGGUGCUGGAAAACCGCGUCAUGGCGCUUAAUGAGGAAAAUGUUCGUCUGAAGACUGAACUCCUUCAGCUCAAACUGCGCUUUGGUCUCAUCAGUGCAUCAUCCUACAUGGAGAAAAGUCAGCAGAUCUCCACCAGUGCCGCCGAUGGAAACCCAGGUAGCAACGGGAGCAGCACCAACUGCACCCCUAACAGUAAUGCCUACCACUCGAGCAGCGGGUAUUCUAGUGCGUCCCAGGUAAUGCUGAAUUCUGACUCAUCUGAAGCUGAACAGUGCAGUCGGAGUGAACGUCACAGCAUGCUCCACAAGUACUCCCCUCUGGGCUCUGUGUCUGAUAUGUCUGAUGGAUCCUCCAGAGAUAGCCCUGACCCAAUCGGCUACAACAUAAAAAAGGAGCCUUUAGGCAUGGAGGUGGUUGGAAUGGAAAAUGACAUGAUACCCAACGGAAUGACCAAUGGGAUCCCAAAUGGAGCUUACUGUGGUAACACCACUUUGGUUACCCCUCACCAGCAAAACACCACAGUAGCAGACAUUGCCAGAGACUACCAGCAUCAUCAACAGGAACAACAACAAUGCCACAUGGAGACAACCAGUCCCCCUCCUCAGGCCACCUCUGCCCAGAGGAGCGUCAUCUUGUACCGUUCCAGCAGUGGCUGUUACCCCAUGGAGAACCAGAAGGUUGAGGACCAGCAGUCCCAUCAGAGCAGACCAUCGCAGCACAUCCAGCACAGCUUACCCUCAGAGUACUCUGACUGCUCAGUAACCAUCUCUGAGGUUGCCGAGAAGCUAGAGAGGACAAAGACAAUGGAUUCGCCUCAGUAUGAAUACAUUGAUGAUCACACAGAGUCCUCAGAGAAGUUCCAACAAAGGUACAACAAUCACAGUGCCCCACUGCCACAUGAUAACUUUCCCUCAUACAACUACGUGGCUCAGGAGAACAGUCUUCAGCACAAAGAGAGAGUUCAACAGAACUCCUUCGCCCCUGAGCUUAUUAGCAGUGAGGAGAGCAAGUCUUUCAUGCAGCAUAAUGGCUACCUCAGCACACUGGAUGAAGAGCCCCCUGUGCUCACCUAUGAAGGAGGUCCCAGACCUGAUGCUUUCUAUCAGGAGAUCUCCUCUGCUAAAGACACCUCAUCAAGUGACGGAGACCCUCGUAGCUCUGAUAAAGAGGGCUCCACUGAUGAUGAAUCCCCUUCAUCAUCUUCUUCAGACAUCAGCAGCUACCACCAGAAGGCAGAGGGAGCUGGUGGUUUGCACGGCGAAUACCAAGCCGAGGUCAAAGCCACUGCCCUUCCCCACAAGCUCCGCCUCAAGUACAGAGCCCUGUCCAAUGGGGCAGCAGGAGCUCAAGUGGAGGGACUGGUCAACAACUCCAUGUCCCCUUCCUCCACUCUCCCACAGCAUCCCUACUUAGCGCUGCCCAGCAGCCACUCCAGUGGUCAGGCCAACGGAGAGAGCAAAGAGACUGAGUAUGUGGAAGAAGUCAAGCCCGACGUAAACGACAGAGCAGAGACUAAAAACGACGGUGGCAAAAAGGGAUCUGGUGGUGGAAGAGGUGGACGGAACAAGAGGCGGGAUUAGGAACAAACCUGAGCAGCUUGUGUACAUCUUGGUUAUCUGCCGAAAAUGGACAGCCAGACCUCACACUGACACUUUGUGGGACAGAAAAACAAGGCAUUGAUCUGUGUGAGGUUUAUUUAGCACUGCGUGAAAACAUCAAUAUCAUGGGGAUGAUCCGACAUCCAUGGUCUAAAGGAACUUUGCCCUGAGUAUGGUGUGUUUCCAGCUGUGAAGGAGAAUUUCUCACAGCCAGAUAGUCAAGUUUCUUUCAGAUAUCACCAUCAAAUUCACUGUGUCACCUGUAGACCCUUCCUAUACUCUCUCCUACCUCCCAAUGAUCCCUCAAAAUUAAAAUAACAGAUAAAGGAGGGAUCGAUGAAACUCCAGUUGGACUUGGACAUUUCCUUUGAGGGAAAAUUCAAUUAUUCAUUUUUAUAAAUUGCCUUAUUGGCUGGUCAGUCUGUAUUGUGGCAUUAUGGGAGCAUUCCUUUUACCAAAGAUAUGCAUAUUUCCUUUACUUCCUUUCCCCUUUUAGCAGUUACCCCCCAACCUCCUCAUUUACCAUAUUUUAUCACCGUUAGCCUGGUCAACCAAACUGGAUUUCUAAAACCAUCAGCACACAAGUCCCCUUUACUCCCAAAGGCACUUAGAUUGUAUAUUACUGUGAAAUAAAUUUGCAGAUAUCAAAUAUAUAUUUUAAGAAAAAAAAUGUGGCAAAAACAAA
Molecule: messenger RNA, 3472 nt
Organism: Cyprinodon variegatus (sheepshead minnow)
Lineage: Eukaryota; Metazoa; Chordata; Actinopteri; Cyprinodontiformes; Cyprinodontidae
Exons: 2
Coding region: 916-2769 (617 amino acids)
Biological process (GO): regulation of DNA-templated transcription; circadian rhythm
Cellular component (GO): nucleus
Molecular function (GO): DNA binding; DNA-binding transcription factor activity
Source: RefSeq, a predicted model, not a curated record